AUGUGCUUUAGUACGAGAAGCUUAGAAGUAGAUUCUACAGAUCGAAGGAGCUUGCAUGAUGAACCGAAUUUGGAUAAAGGAAAGCUUGAUUCUCACCAGGUUCAUUCAAACGAAAAUGGAAAUGCUUACCAUGAUGAGGCUGGAGACGAGAAUUCAGAUAUUUCUGAGGGAAAUAACGAUGAUGUAGAGGAAACUUUUGAACUGAAGCAUACUGUAGCGCAGCAGGCAGCGAAUGUUAGAAGUCGUCCACCAUCGGAAGAAGGUGGUCGUGAUGGUUCCUCUGGUAGUGGCGCUACUUUUACUGAAAAUGGAGAACAGGACAAGGCAAAUGGAGAUGAAAUUGAGAAGAAGAGUGAGGCAGAUGACCAUUCGGAGCCGGUGCCGGAAAGCGAACGGCACUCGCCCGAACAGUCCGCCGAACCAUGUGAGGAAAGAGGUCAGGUGGUGGUGAACGAAGCCCAAGCUGAGGCGGGUGCUGAGAGUCCCUUGAAAAGUGUGUCUCCAGUUGAGCUAGUUGAACAGAAACCAGAUGAUGCUGGAACCAAGAGCGGUGAAGAAACUCCGCCGAACACCCCCACACCAGAAAACACUGAAAGGAAUCCAGACGACACCGGUGAGAAGAAUGGAGAAGAGGCUUCUUCGCUGAACUCCCCGACAGAAAAGGAGAUUGAUCGAAGUAAGGAUGAAGUAGAGAAGGAGGAUGAUGGGUCUCCUUCACAGAGCACUCCCACAGCUCUCGCAGCUGAGGAAGCCGAUCAGAAUGCAGGAGGGACCGAGAAGAAGAAUGUCGAAGAGGCUUCUUCACCAAGUAUCACAGCAGUCAAUGAAACAGCCCAGAAAGUAAAUGAGACCGAGGUUCCAAACGACGAAAACGCUGGCAGUCAGGCCAUAUCAAUUAGUCCAAUCAAAAUGAAUGGAGACCUACCCUCACGAAGCGAUUCGAUCACUACGACAAACUCAGAUAUUCAAUCCGUACCAAAAAAUAACAUCUCAAAAGUUACUCCAGAGAUGAUCUAUGAAGUCGGACAUAAGUACCACAUCAAGUCACAUAUCAACACAGCCACUCGUACUCCCGUGGUCGUCCAGGCGGCUCCUCGUCUGCCUUCUUUCAAUCGCACAUCAAACUUAUAUACCCGUAUCAUUAAUUUUGGAAGCAGACCGCACAAGUACAUGAAUCAGUACAAUACGAAUUUCACGCUAUACGAUAACACUUAUCAGCUACUUUACCUAAUCAAUCAUGAUUCUAACGGUACUCUACACGGUUCCAUUCUACGACUGUCAAAUCUUUUUCCAGAUACUACCGCACCGCAAAGGGUUGUAACCAGUCUCAUCCACAAUUUCGUAGUACACCCAGCAAAUAAAGUGCGCAAAGGUUGGAUUGAAGACCCUUAUAGCGAAGAAGUGUACUAUGCCACUUCUGAUGAGGGAAUCACUACCAUUCAUUCUUUGCCGAUGAGCCGUCUACUCUCAGCAUUCAAAGAGGGGAAGGCUGGCAAGAAAAUCCUUUCGUACAGUGAUGAUCGAACUUUUGUAAGUGGUGUACUGAUCACACAACAAUCACAAGAUGACCAUACCUCCUUUUUUGUGCGUUCCAUAAGGAAUUUGAAUGAGACUGCUACCGGUGUGUCGUGCGGUUUUACCCAUGAACGGUGGGGUGCUGGAAAUCCUGGCAGUCCUUAUCUGGCAAUUAUUCGGGAUUGGGAAUAUUGUCAAAUUCGAGAUGGACCACAUGCAGAUCCCGCAGCGUGCCUUGAAGAAAGGGAGCAAUGGCUGUUGAGAGAAGGAAUGCUACUUUUGCUGCUGCUGUUGUAUAUUUGCUGGUUGAGGCGUAGUUUGGAUGAUUCCUUUGACGAAGUGCCACAAGCGCCGAAUUUCGCUGCCUUGUACCCUCAUUGUCCGGGACCGUAUCCAGACAUGGAUGUUUCAGUUGAUCGAUGGAACUAUUGA
Molecule: messenger RNA, 1947 nt
Organism: Haemonchus placei
Lineage: Eukaryota; Metazoa; Nematoda; Chromadorea; Rhabditida; Trichostrongylidae
Source: the annotation of a GenBank genome assembly